GAAACAAAGGAACAGAUUCUGGUAAUGGUAGUAAUGCAAUCGGUGCCGAAGAGAUAACUAACCAUCCCUCCCGCUUGGCGACUCCAAAAAGCGAAAAUCAUUUCCCGGAAAAUCCCCUUGCGGAUCGAAGCUGGACUCGAUGUCUAGGUUUGGGUCUUCAUUGUUCCUCCUGUUGAUUUCAAUCUUCUUGAUCACUCGUGAAGUCUCCAGCUCCUACGCUGGCUCCGCUAGUUCCAUCAUCGAUCCUUCUAAAGUCAAACAGGUUUCUUGGAAGCCAAGAGCUUUCGUUUACGAAGGUUUUCUCACAGACUUAGAAUGCGACCACUUGAUCUCUUUAGCCAAAUCAGAGUUGAAGAGAUCUGAAGUAGCGGAUAAUGACUCUGGAGAAAGCACACUAAGUGAAGUUCGAACAAGCUCAGGGAUGUUUAUUCCGAAGAGCAAGGAUCCUAUUGUUGCUGGUAUUGAGGACAAGAUUUCAUCAUGGACCUUUCUUCCAAAAGAAAAUGGGGAAGACAUACAAGUAUUGCGAUAUGAGCAUGGGCAGAAAUAUGAACCGCAUUAUGAUUACUUUGCUGAUAAAGUCAAUAUUGCUCGCGGUGGACAUAGAACUGCAACUGUUCUCAUGUAUCUCUCUGAUGUGACCGAAGGCGGUGAAACAGUGUUCCCUAAUGCAGAGGACCCUCCGCGUCACAGAAGUUCUGAAAGUAGAGAGGAUCUCUCUGAGUGUGCUAAGAAAGGAAUAGCAGUGAAACCACGUAAAGGAGAUGCUCUUCUAUUCUUUAGUCUGCACCCAAAUGCUACCCCAGACACCAGGAGUCUCCAUGCAGGAUGCCCAGUAAUUGAAGGUGAAAAAUGGUCAGCAACAAAGUGGAUUCAUGUGGACUCAUUCGAUAAGAUUGUGGGAGCUGGCGGAGAGUGCACAGAUCAGCACACGAACUGUGAGAGAUGGGCUGCCCUUGGAGAAUGUACUAAUAAUGCUGAGUAUAUGGUUGGCUCCCCAGAUCUUCCUGGCUACUGUAGGAAGAGUUGUAAGGCAUGUUAGAAUUGCAGCUGAUGAGAUCAUAAUUAUAUGCUAUAGCCUCUUGUCUGUUUCUUCAUUGAUAUUAUCAUUCUCUUUGGAUUGUACUUAUAUUCAUCAGUUAUAAUGGUUUUAGUUGGGCUUUCAGAAUGUCCUUGUUAAUGGCUACUUACGGCUUGUGUUAUGAGUAGUGAAAACUGAAAUGGCUGGUCGUGCGGCAUUUAACGUU
Messenger RNA from Prosopis cineraria, 1247 nucleotides. Its product is annotated as probable prolyl 4-hydroxylase 4. The coding region runs from base 140 to 1042 and encodes 300 amino acids. Gene Ontology annotation, cellular component: endoplasmic reticulum. Gene Ontology annotation, biological process: peptidyl-proline hydroxylation to 4-hydroxy-L-proline. The record is from RefSeq and is a predicted model, not a curated record. Gene Ontology annotation, molecular function: iron ion binding; L-ascorbic acid binding; procollagen-proline 4-dioxygenase activity. The transcript is spliced from 7 exons. NCBI's taxonomy places the organism in Eukaryota, Viridiplantae, Streptophyta, Magnoliopsida, Fabales, Fabaceae.